Metarhizium album ARSEF 1941 is the source of this 1764-nucleotide messenger RNA. Its product is annotated as alpha-1,2-mannosyltransferase (Alg9). Gene Ontology annotation, cellular component: endoplasmic reticulum membrane. NCBI's taxonomy places the organism in Eukaryota, Fungi, Ascomycota, Sordariomycetes, Hypocreales, Clavicipitaceae. The transcript has 4 exons. Bases 1 to 1764 code for a protein of 587 amino acids. Gene Ontology annotation, molecular function: alpha-1,2-mannosyltransferase activity. The record is from RefSeq and is a predicted model, not a curated record. Gene Ontology annotation, biological process: protein N-linked glycosylation.
AUGGCGCCAAAUCCGCCGCCAAGUCAGCGGCAGUUUGAGCAUCCGGCCUCGAGCCAUGCCAAGAAGAAACGCAAGGGCCUUUAUCCAAUUGAGCCCAUCACCGCAUUUUACGUCUUCUUCGCCGCGGGUAUGGUUGCAGCCCUGUUUGCUCCCAUUCAAGAUUGCGAUGAGACGUUCAACUACUGGGAGCCAGCGCAUUACCUCUCCCACGGCUAUGGCUUGCAGACUUGGGAGUAUUCACCAGACUACGCUAUCCGGAGCUGGCUCUACGUCGGGCUCCAUUCAGUAUCCGAAUUCUACUUUAUCCGAUACGGCCUUGCCUUCGUCUGUGCCAUCUGCCAAACCGUCAUGUUUAAAGCCAUCAGCCUGACUAUGAACGGCAGAAUCGGCAUGUUUUUUCUGAUAGCGACUGUCAUUAGUCCCGGGAACUUUCACGCCAGUGCGUCUUUUCUGCCGUCGAGCUUUGCCAUGUACAUGUGCAUGCUUGGCGCGGCGUCAUUUAUGAACUGGCGCGGCGGAAUUAAGACUGCGCAUGGUAUCUUCUGGUUUGCUCUGGCGGGGGUUCUCGGAUGGCCGUUUGCUUCAGCGCUCUGCGCUCCCUACGUCUUGGAAGAGCUGGUUCUUGUGUGCUUCAGUGAUAAGGACGCCUUCAUUGAGGCCAUUAUCCGGUGCUUCCGUGGAGUGAUUGCAGGCUUAAUUGUUUUGUUUUUUGAUUUCUUGAUCAACCUCUUCUUCUAUAAGAAGAUUGCCGUCGUCAGCUGGAAUAUUGUCAAGUACAACAUCUUCUCGUCGACGGGGGGCCCUGAGUUGUACGGAACCGAGCCCUGGACAUUCUAUUUCAAGAAUCUGUUGCUCAACUUUAACAUUUGGUUCAUCCUGGCGCUGCUGGCCUUGCCAUUAUUCCUGCUUCAGAAAGUCAUUUCACCAUCUGGACAAGGUUUCCAGUCAGGCCUGCGUACAGUUGUGUUCGUUGCGCCCUUCUAUAUGUGGCUGGCCAUCUUCACAGCACAGCCUCACAAGGAAGAGAGAUUCAUGUAUCCCGUGUAUCCAUUCCUGGCACUGAAUGCUGGUAUUGCGCUUCACAUCGUGUUGGCCGCUAUUGGAAGUACCAACCCUAGCACAAUUGCUGGAAAGAUUCCGGCUCGACUAAAGUUCUUGGCCGUCAGUGCUGUGAUGCUCUUGGCUUUCGAUGUCAGUCUCGCUAGGCUCUACGGCAUUUACUCUGCGUACUAUGCUCCGUUGAGCAUUUACUCGCGGCUUUGGCAGUCAAGUCACGGCCAGCCACCGCUGGGCAGGGAAGAAGAUCUCGUGUGUUUCGGGAAGGAGUGGUAUCGCUUUCCAUCGUCUUACUUCCUGCCACGGGAUAUGCAUGCCAAAUUUAUUCGGUCUGAAUUCCGGGGUCUUUUGCCCGGUGAAUUCUCCGAAGCCAAGAUUGGAUUUGGCUUCUGGAGUGGUACGUGGCUUCCAACCAGCGGCUUCAAUGAUCGAAAUGAGGAGGAUCCCGGCAAGUACGUCGACGUCAGGGCGUGCUCAUUCCUGGUCGACACCCAGUUUCCUCUUCGGACAGAGCCCUUGCCCCCGAACGAGCCGGAUUACAUAGCAGACAAGGACACGUGGGAGGUGGUCCAAUGUAGGCCAUUCUUGGAUGCUGCCAACACGCAUGUCUUGGCGAGGACCUUAUGGAUCCCUGAAUUGGAGGUCGUACCACAGAAGUUUAGAAGAAGGUGGGGGCAGCAUUGCUUGCUACAUCGUAAGGGGGCCUAA